Messenger RNA from Knipowitschia caucasica, 1158 nucleotides. The record is from the annotation of a GenBank genome assembly. Lineage: Eukaryota; Metazoa; Chordata; Actinopteri; Gobiiformes; Gobiidae.
AUGAACUUCUUUCCUCCGCCAGGGUUUCUUUCCCACCGCAGAUGGAUUAAUACAUCCGCAGGGCUUCCUCCGCGGGUGGACAUCCCCAUCCUCCCAGGGUUCUUUUUCAUCCGCAGGUGGAUUACUAUCCUCCGCAGAGUGAGUUCUCUGGCCUCAGCAGGUGUGUUCUCCCUCCGCAGGUGGUUCUCCCUCUGCAAGGUGGUUCCCCUCAGCAUGUGGAUCUCCUCAGCAGGUGGUUUCUCCCUCAGCAGGUUGGAUCCCCUCAGCAGGUGGAUCUCCCUCAGCAGGUGGUUCCUCCCUCACAGGUGGUUGGCCCUCAGCAGGUGGUUCGACCGCAGCAGUGUUCUCCCUCAGCAGGUGGUUUCUCCCUCAGCAGGUGUUCCUCCCUCAGCAGGUGGUUCUCCCUCAGCAGGUAAUCACCCUCAGCAGGUGGUUCUCCCUCAGCAGGUGUUCCAGCCUCAGCAAAGGUGGUUCCCCCUCACAGUUGGAUCUCUCCUCAGCAGGAGUGGUUUCUCUCCUCAGCCAGGUGGUUGGCCCUCAGCAGGUGGUUCGCCCGCGCAGGGGGUUCUCCCUCAGCAGGUGGUUCUCCCUCAGCAGGUGGUUCUCCCUCAGCAAGGUGGUUCUCCCUCACAGGUGUUUUCUCCCUCAGUCAGGUUGACGUCUAUCCCCGCAGGUGGACCUUGUGGAUCCUGGUGUUCAGCCUCCCUCUCCUCCCUCUCCUCCCUCUUCGAUUUUUCUGCCUCAGAUUUCCAGAGCCCUCAGGAGUUUCCAGGACGUUUUUGUGUGCAAUCUCUGGAUUCAGCUCCUGCCUCCCCCACUCUACUGCCUUUCUUUUCCUCCCCCUCACGUCCUGUUUCACCCCACCUCUCCCUCUGCCUCUCUUCCUCUUUCUGCCUCGGAAUUUCCAGAGCCUUGUCGGAGUUCCUGGACGUUUUUUUCUCUGCGACUUCUGGAUCCAGCCCCUGCCUCCCCCACUUUUGCCUCCCUCUUACAGGUUCCCUCCCACCCUUUGGGGCACUGUCCCCUCUCCUCCUGGUACUGCUCCACCUUCUCCCCUCCUUGCCUCCCCCUUGCACCGUUCGUGCACCAGAUACAGAGGAGUUUGUUUUAGGUCCAGUCAUUCCUAAUCUCCCUACUUCUCCGUCCAGAUAUCUGUGA